Molecule: messenger RNA, 732 nt
Organism: Diaporthe citri
Lineage: Eukaryota; Fungi; Ascomycota; Sordariomycetes; Diaporthales; Diaporthaceae
Exons: 4
Coding region: 1-732 (243 amino acids)
Source: RefSeq, a predicted model, not a curated record
AUGUCGGACUCGGACGAGCCAAAGACGGAGGACGACCCUAAGUCCCCCCACCACCGUGCUAGGAAACUUCCUGACAAUGUGCUCAAGGCGAAGCUCACCCUGCAGCACGAGCUGGGACUUGGCAAGAGGCCAAGCGUCGUCCCGCCUGGUGAGGUCAACAUCAGCCAGGAGCCCCGUACUGUCGAGCUGGGCUGGCAUCCCGUAGCUGGCUCAGCGGGCAAGUGGUUUGCAGAACAGACCAGGCUGGGCAAGAUGAUCACUGAAGAAAUCCACAAGAGCCCUGACCCCACCCAGCAUUGGGCCUGUAUUAUCGGCGACUUCGUUCACGAGCUUUGGAUGGACGAACACUUCGACGUCAUUUAUAUAAAUGAGACAUUCAACCGAGAUGAAUGGCACACCUUUGAGGUCGGCAAAACAAGAUUCAGUGACCAGGCGCUCACUGAGGCUGGCGAGAUGGUCAUCUUCAAUAUGAGGGAAAAGCGACCAGCCUAUAACCUCCUGGACAACAAUUGCCAGAACUUUGCCCUGAAUUUCCUGGACAAUAUCCGCGUCGGAAAACACCGCGACUUUGCCACAAGCUUCAACGUUUAUCAGCGUGCCAUUGGCGCCGGCGCUAUCAAGGAUUUGUUCAUCAACGAACAUCCCGAUGAUAAGCCCGAGACCGCAGACGAAGAUGCAGGGUUAGGCGCCGAGCACCACGACACCGUACAAACCGCUCAGCAGGUCAUGUAA